Messenger RNA from Colletotrichum tamarilloi, 1155 nucleotides. RefSeq lists its product as uncharacterized. NCBI's taxonomy places the organism in Eukaryota, Fungi, Ascomycota, Sordariomycetes, Glomerellales, Glomerellaceae. Bases 1 to 1155 code for a protein of 384 amino acids. The transcript has 3 exons. The record is from RefSeq and is a predicted model, not a curated record.
AUGUCUGACUCUACUUCGAACUCUUCUUUGGAUUCUGCUUCGGACUCGGCCUCGGAGUCUGCCUCUGACAGCGACGGUCCUCAGUUGCCAUUCCGCAGCAGCCGCAGCGCCGCGAGACGCAGACGCAGAGCCCGUCAGAUGCAAGAACGGCGUCUCUAUGAAGCCGAUCUCCCUGAUCAUGACGAUGAUGACUCUGAUGAUGGCUCUGCAAGCGAGUCUUCGGUGCAGUGGGCUACGACCCUUUACGCCACUCCCGAGCAGCUGAGAAACCUGCCUCCUCUUCCUCUCAAUAACUCGAACUACGUGGCCGACAAUGCUUCGAUUUCUCAUCCCGUUAACCCCGUCCCGGACUCUCCUAUCCUUACAGAGUCUAAUUCGGAAGAUUCUGAGACUGGCCUUAGCAACGCUGUCUUCGAUGGUUCUGACAUCGAUGAGGCUGCUUCCGACAUCUCUGAGGGUAGUCUCGCCGAUGUCGUCCCCGAUCCCCGUGUUCUCGAAGCGAUUACCCCUGCGGGUUCUGAGCGAAACCCCAUCGUGAUCAAGAGCGCUCGCAUCAUCACCAGAAUGAGAGCCAGAAUUACGGAGAACCCUGCCACCGCCAUUCAAGAGCGCCGGAGUGCCAUUGCGACCAUCGGCGAGAUCUUUCCGUUGCGCUCACUGACUUAUGGUGGUGGCCUUUUCACUCCGUUCCAGCCCCUUGGCGUGUGGCAUGAAGACAUCCUUCUUAGCGACAUAAACGCCUCAUUGGCACUGGAGCUGGCUUUCAGCCGUCUGGUCGAGUGGUCCGAUACCGUCAGGGCCCUCAGGGAUCUAACGCGACAACUCACUGAAGAGUUGGGUCGAAUUAAUCAGGAGCUACAUGGUGUUCGCGAGAUGUUGGAGGGUCGACACCAUGUGCAGUCGACACCUUUGCUUACACAGUCCGAGUUGAGCGACAUUAACAACACUGUCCUUAGCCCUCGCGAGCUGCGCAUCGAGAUCGUCGAGUUCGUAGCCAGGGAAGUGGGCUUCAUUGUUGCCUCGACUUACAUCAACCGCUACCACCUAUACCUCCUGGAGACCCUCUCCUAUCGCCCCCAUCUUAUCAUCGCGACGCUGUGUUGGGCAACUGCAUUGGCUUUGUUGUUCUACUUGUUCUUUGCUGUGAGAUUCUGA